Aureococcus anophagefferens is the source of this 715-nucleotide messenger RNA. RefSeq lists its product as hypothetical. Gene Ontology annotation, cellular component: proteasome core complex. Lineage: Eukaryota; Pelagophyceae; Pelagomonadales; Pelagomonadaceae. The transcript has a single exon. The coding region runs from base 16 to 705 and encodes 229 amino acids. The record is from RefSeq and is a predicted model, not a curated record.
CUUCGUUCAGCUUUUAUGUCGCGCCGCGCCGUCGCCGCAGCGCUCGCGCUCGCAAUCGCACAUGCGUCGGACCCGCUCAGCUACCACGGCGGCUCCGUGCUCGCCAUGGCCGGCAAGAAAAGCGUCGCGCUGGUGCUCGACAAGCGCCUGGGCCAGGGCAACGCGCUCGUCGGCGACGAGGCCUGCCGCGUGCUCGAGUGCGGCCCGCGGGCCGUGCUCGCGCUCCGCGGGCUCCAGGGCGACGUGCAGACGCUGCUCGAGGACGUCGACGCGAAGCUGCGGCUCCGGCGCCUCGAGGAGGGCCCGAGCGCGGCGUCGGAGCCGAAGGCCGUGUCGGCGCUCGUGUCCGUCAUGCUCUACGGCGGGCGCCUCUCCGGCGGCGCGCCGGGCUACGCCGUCGAGCCCGUGAUCUGCGGCCUCGGCGCCGACGGCGCGCCGUACCUCUGCGCCCAGGACGGCCUGGGCGCGCGCAUGGUCUCCGACACGUUCGUCGUCGCGGGCACGGCGGCCUCCUCGCUCUACGGCGCCUGCGAGGCCACCUUCGAGGCCGACCUCGAGGGCGACGCGCUCCUGGACGCCGCGCUCGCCGCCAUGGCCGCGGGCCUCGACCGGGACUGCCUCUCGGGCCGCGAGGUCGUCGUCCACGUCAUCACGCGCGACGGGACGACGUCCAUGGAGCGCACGCUCGAGCCGAGUAUACCAUGAUCUUACGGGU